Messenger RNA from Sungouiella intermedia, 2031 nucleotides. The record is from the annotation of a GenBank genome assembly. Lineage: Eukaryota; Fungi; Ascomycota; Pichiomycetes; Serinales; Metschnikowiaceae.
AUGAGCUCACUCAAAGACGCCCUAUCACGAGUCACAAGAGUGGCUCGCCACAUGGAGCUGCUUCGAAGGGACACAAGAACGCCGUCUUUGUCGUCAUCGCCUGUGGCUGGCAGUUCUACGGUGAAACGUCGUCGAUCUCCUCCGAGAAAUCGGGUACCCAAAGAAAACCUCGAGAGACUCCGUCCUCACCUACGAGGAUUCCAGAAAAAAAGAUACCAGGGCUUUCUAGAGCCCCUUAGCAUGCCUCAACUCAAGAUAUACUCCGAGAAUACUGCUCCCUACAACGUUGAAAGAGCAGAGGCCAAUUUUGCAUCCAAGAAGAGUAGUGAUCGCAUUGAUGUGUUCAACAAUUUUCUCAGCGAACGAUUUGUGUUCAACAAGAUGGUAGACUUCCUUGUGGAGCUUACACCGGAAUACUUGAAGUCAGCGGAGACCGUGAGCAAUGUGGAGUCGCUAGCUAGCGUGUUGAAAGAAGAACACACUGAGUUUUCCCGCAACCACUAUAAAAAUGUGCCCCGAUAUCACUUCCACGAGUUACCAUCUUUCCCCAAUCCUCUUACCAAGGAGAGCUUUCAAGAAUACAUUUACUUUUUGACGCAUCUGAAGAUACUCUACCGAAAUUCGUCAUCGUUAGCAAGUGGAAUUGUGCCAGACAUACUAUUGUACACUCACCAUUUGGAUAAUGAUCAAUUCAAACCAUACCGGUCAGUGCAUACAUAUAACUAUCUCAUAAAGUACUUUGGUUACGACAAAUUCCAAAAUUCAUUUGCUAGAGAGCUUCUUCUUGUCAUGGCCAGAGAUGGACACCAGCCUGAUAUCGAGACUAUAAACCAGCUCUUGAAAAUUUGCCGUAUCCAUACAAACAGAAGAUCCCUUGUGAGCACGUACAAAGUAAUCAUCAAUUACUUGACGCUAGCAAAACGACUUGACUUGAGGGCCAAUUUGUCCACUUGGAAUAGGGUCUAUGACUGCAUCGAUAACAUCUUCUUGAAGGAGAUUUUAGUCAACAAGAUAGCCUCGAUAAAUUUACCCAUUCUGAACAACAUGUGCAUCAGAAUACUUGAGGAUUUUGCUAGAACCACUAGGUCGCUGUCAGAAGUUAUCAACUUUGUGGAAUCUGACCUCUGUCGUCAACACUGGAGAAGCAACCCAAGAUUGGCUGAAAAGGUUGUAUACCACAGCAUUGUCAACGCGCAGAACAGCAGAGAGCUAGGGAAUAUUUGGAAUGGCUUGAUCUCCGAGGUUGCCAUCGACGGUAUCUCCAUGAAGAACAUCAUAAACGGAGUAUUUGCCAAUCCAAACAUCUCCAAUAAAGUCUACUUUGCGUUGUGUAUGUAUUCCAAGCUUGAACAAAGAGUGACAGUGCCAGCUGAAGUUUACGGCAAGCUCAUCCAGAUGAUUUGCGUAAACCAUGAUAAUUACGAUAUUGCCAUCGUCAACUCGCUUGUUCGGAGUCUAAUCCAUACCGAUGCAGUGAAGGCUCUUGAUCUACCUAUUGAGUACACUGAGUACGCAGAUGAUGUCAAAAAGGGCAAAGAAAUAGAUGGCGAAGGCAAAAUCAAUGAGGGCAAAAGCAGCGAUGACAAAGUUUACAACUUUCCUUACACUAUACCACGAACUGACAUCCCUGAACACUACAAAAUUAUGAAACGAUUGACGAAACACCAUUUAAUUGACCUCGAGGCCAAGUGCAUUUAUUUGCAGAAUCAAGGGAAGGCAAUCUCUAUGCCGUGGGACGAAAUCAAACAAAACGAAAUCACUCAAUGGACAGAACAGAAACAGCUAAUGAUGAAUGAUCCUUUCUGGUGGAAUGGUGACCCAUCAACUAUUUCUCUACUAGGGCUCCAGGAGUCUGCUGAUCCUGUACCUGAAAAGCUAGUCCUCACUUAUAGACAGCUAGCCAACACUAAAAUGGGUAUCAGUCACGACAUCAAUUUGAUCCACAAACUCGAAGCUGGAUUCGAUAAUCACCUAAUCGAUGAGAUGAAGACGCGAAGAAUACAUUCACCUUCUGUACAUAGCGAAGCCUAG